Messenger RNA from Aspergillus terreus NIH2624, 2247 nucleotides. Its product is annotated as TPR domain protein. The transcript is spliced from 3 exons. The coding region runs from base 1 to 2247 and encodes 748 amino acids. NCBI's taxonomy places the organism in Eukaryota, Fungi, Ascomycota, Eurotiomycetes, Eurotiales, Aspergillaceae. The record is from RefSeq and is a predicted model, not a curated record. Gene Ontology annotation, molecular function: protein binding.
AUGGACGUCCGUGAUGUCUCCGCGCUGCCGCAGUACUUUGAGUACCUCCAACGUCAUAAGAAAACCCUCCAGAGAGCACAAAGCCGCAAGGGCAUGCGGGCAAGGCCGAGAAUGGCUAGAGAUGAGCUCAUCUCACAGUUUAUGUUUCGACACCUGAUGAACGCCGGGGAACCUUCCGAGACCGAGGCGAAGAUUCGGUCGUCAUUUCUCCCACUAGCCUACCCUCCGUGCGUUGCGAGUUUAGAUCAGUUAAGCAAGUCCAUGAUCAAGGACCUUUGCCUCGAAGUCCAUCACAGGGGACAUUACCUCUUACUGAGGACAGUGACUCCCACCGAUACUAUGACUGCCGUUAUGGCCAUUGUGGAAGAUGAAGAAGGGGCAGUCCUUAUGCUGCAGCUCUACAACCAAGGACAGGAACUGUCAGGUGCACAGGAGCUAAUAGAGGGGACCGUGUUAAUCGUCAAAGAGCCGUAUGUGAAAGUGAUGGCAGAUGGUAACUACGGCAUCAGAGUUGACCACGUCUCCGACGUUAUGUUUCUUCCCGAGUGUGACGACCGGAUCCCGUUGUCCUGGCGAACGCGGAUCGCUCACGAUGAUGGAUCGCCCAGCUUCUGGAAAGAAAGAGGGAAUGCCAUGUUCAAUCAGGGUAAUUAUCGCGGUGCUCUCCAGUGCUACUCACGCACACUUGUGACCUCUCCCUCGCCCGAGCUGGCCAUGACCACCCGACUGAAUCGGGCCCUCACCUUUCUCCGAAGCCACCAGUUUGAUGCAGCGCUCGCCGAAGCAGAAACAGUCUUGCACGUAUCGCCGAUUUCCGAGAAGGCUCUCUUCCGCAAAUCCCAAGCUCUUUACUAUCUGGGAAGGUUCCAGCAAUCGUACGACACUCACAAGCUAAUUGCAGAGCACUACCCGGAGAAUGAGAUGGCCAAACGUGAAUUCGCGCGAACCUCUGCCCGGCUCAUGGAACAGGAAACAGGCCAGUAUGAGUUCAAGAAAAUGCAGCGGGAAGCACGGAAACUUCGGCCCCCGCACCUCCAUCGUGGCACUUACAUAGGCCCGGUGACGGUGAAAGCGACUCAGUCGCACGGCAAGGGCUUGUUUACCACAGAAGCCGUCAAGGCUGGUGAUCUGCUGUUCUGCGAAAAGGCUCUGGCCUAUGCCUUCCACGACGAGACCGCCCCCAAGGAGUUGAGUCUGCUGCUCAACGCGGAGACGGACAAUGUUACUCUUGGCAAGCAGGGAGAAUUGAUUGAAGCGAUCGUCCAGAGACUCUACAAGAACCCUUCCCUGCUGCCUUCAUUUGCCGAUCAUCACCACGGCACAUACAAACCCGUCAACGUCCAGGAGGCGGAUGGUUUGCCGAUUAUAGAUAGCUUCCUCGUCGAACGAAUUGUUCAGCUGAACUGUUUUGGAUGCCCUCUGCUAUCCCGCGACAGUCAUAUAGGCGCUAUGUCCAGCGAUGAUACAGCUCAGAAGGCCGACAAAAAAUUCAAUUCCUGUGGGUUCUGGCACAUGGCGUCAUACAUUAAUCAUUCUUGUUUGAGCAAUGCCCGCCGCUCAUUCAUUGGAGAUAUGAUGGUUGUUCGUGCCACACAAGAUCUGGCUCCAAACACGGAACUCACUUUCUGGUACAAAUCACCCAUCGACAAUGAUUCCGAAGGGCGGCCAGUUGAUCUACAGCACUGGGGCUUCCGUUGCGACUGCAACCUAUGUCGAGAUAUCCAAAAUCUCGACAAACCCACUCUCUCCACUCGAACACGACUUCAGGCCGAUCUGAAGCGAUUAUUCAAAGCAAAGAAGAUGAAAUUCCAGACAAUCGAAGAUACCAUCACAAAGCUUGAAGGCACCUACUCUCACCCCGCCUCGGAGGUACCUCGCCUUGCAGUUUGGUCGGCCCAUCUGUCACUUGCUGCUGCUUACCUGGCCUUCCACAACCCCGAAAAGGCCGUCGCCUCGGGACUACGCACCUUACAGUCGCUUGGGUACGUGGUUGAGGGCGGUGGCAUUCCACCUGUCCGCGACACCUCGCUCCUAGUGCAGAAGUGGGGAUUGAUGACUGAUGGGGUUGUUGGUUGUUGGAUGAUUCUCAGCCAGGCGUAUCACCAAGUUGCGCCUGCUCUUGAGCCACAAGCCCAUGCAUACGCCAAAUUAUCCUACAAGAUCUGCGUGGGAGAAGAUGAAACCUUCGAUGCAACAUAUGGAAGAGCCUCAGCCCGGGUCGAUGGCCUCCUUGCCACUCCCAGAUAA